GAGGGAGCCUACACAGCGAAGCAGUGAGAGCCACUCGCGUUUUUUUCCUCAUUAUUUAAGCGUAUAUGCGAUUUCUUUUCGUCGCCUUUCCCUUCUUAAGAGUCUGGAGACAACUUCCUGGAAACCUUGCUGUGUAGUGGUGCCAGUCCCCCUUCCUUCUCCCCCCCUCCUCCCCCACUGCCAGCUGAGUGACGUCUCGCAUGGAGAGGAAAAAGGGGGGAGCUGAAAACUCGGCGCGCACACUGAAACCUCUCAUUCAUUUCGUCCUUAAAUGCGACCGGUUGCAGAGACGGGGGGAAAAAAACAGCCUCGGAUUUAAUUAGCUGGGUUCUCUCAGUCCUCUGCUUAGUGAUCGCUCAUUUGCGCGGGUAUUAAUCUUUCUCUCUUUUUUGUCUUACUGUCUCUCUCUCGCUCUAUCCAGUGCUCUCCCUUUCUUGCUCUCUCUGGAGGCUGUGGAGAUGAUUAUGCACCCAUGGGAGACAGACACCACAGCCGAGCCAAGCUUCCGUGCGCUUCCGUGGAGUUGUUAUGGCCGGGAAGAAUGUCACCCACUUCUGCCGGUGCACAAAUUUCAUUUUGAGCGCAGAUUUUGAGAGAUAAUCACUGCCCCCCUUUUUUUCCCCACGGAAUUUGCUUGAAUUGCGAUUGUUGAGGUAUUUCAGAUUUGAGCAGAGCGCGACUUGCCUGCGUUUCCAACAGCCAGUUAAUCUUCGGAGUGUGAUCACUGAUACUGUCCGUCUAAUGGAUGGGGGGAGCUGAAUUACUGUCGGGGUCUUCACUAUUCAACAAGCUGCGCUGCUCGCUCCUCCUGGCUGCACAGCGAUGGGCGCAGUUUGCCUGAGCCUUUCAUUCCGUCUCGCUUCUUCGGCCCAGCUUGUUGAAUCUCCACCUUGGUGACUAAAAUGGAGAUUUUCUAACAAACUUCAAAAAUCAUCAUCAGUCGACUCCAUCUUUCCUACAAAAGUUGAGCAUGGCGCGUCCGGGUCUUUGCGUCUGGAGACUGUUUUGGCUCCUGAGCGCCUUGGCGGAUUUUGCACUGCUCCAGGAGACCUACGCGCCACACUCCAUACGGACACGGGGGCACUUGACCCUCGGCGGACUCUUCCCGGUGCACUCCAGGGGACCCGACGGCACGCCGUGCGGGGACCUGAAAAAGGAGAACGGCAUCCAGCGCUUGGAGGCCAUGAUGUAUGCGCUGGACCAGAUCAACCAGGACGAGCAACUCUUACCCAACAUCACCCUUGGCGCACGGGUGCUUGACACUUGCUCGAGGGAUACGUACGCUCUGGAGCAGUCCUUAACUUUUGUGCAAGCCCUCAUCACAAAGGACACUUCAGACGUGAGGUGCACGAACGGGGAGCCGCCGGUGUUCGUCAAGCCCGAGAAAGUGGUGGGAGUGAUCGGAGCCUCGGCGAGCUCGGUGUCGAUUAUGGUUGCCAACAUCCUACGCCUGUUUCAGAUCCCUCAAAUCAGCUACGCGUCAACAGCACCGGAGCUGAGCGAUGACAGGCGUUACGACUUCUUCUCACGUGUGGUUCCUCCAGACUCGUUCCAGGCCCAGGCCAUGGUUGACAUCAUCCAAGCCUUAAACUGGACCUAUGUCUCCACUGUUGCUUCAGAAGGCAGCUAUGGGGAGAAGGGAGUGGAAGCUUUCACCCAGCUCUCCAAGGAAGCAGGUGGAAUCUGCAUUGCCCAAUCUUUGAAAAUUCCCCACAACCCCAAGACGGAGGAUUACGACAAAAUCAUCCAACAAUUGCUGGAAACCCACAACGCACGGGCAAUCAUCAUCUUCGCCAGUGAAGAAGACAUACGAGGAGUUCUCAAUGCCACCAAGAGGGCCAACCAGGUGGGCCAUUUCCUGUGGAUUGGAUCAGACAGCUGGGGUUCCAAGAGCAGCCCGAUCCACCAGCUGGAGGACGUAGCAGUGGGAGCAGUCACAAUUCUGCCCAAACGCUCCUCCAUUGAAGGAUUUGAUGAAUACUUUACUGGCCUCACCCUGGAGAACAAUCGCAGGAAUGUGUGGUUUGCGGAGUUUUGGGAGGAAAACUUUGACUGCCGGCUGCUCAGUGCUUCCAAAAGAGAGGACAGCAGCCGCAAAUGUACAGGCCAGGAGCGGAUUGGGAUCGACUCCAAGUAUGAGCAGGAAGGGAAGGUGCAGUUUGUGAUUGACGCUGUGUAUGCUAUGGCCCACGCUCUGCACAACAUGCACAGAGACUUAUGUCCCAAUCAUCCUGGCGUCUGUCCACAAAUGGAGUCCACAGAUGGGAAGAUGCUGCUCAAGUACAUACGCAACGCCAGCUUCAACGGUAGUGCCGGCACAUCUGUUGUGUUUAACAAGAAUGGCGAUGCCCCAGGACGCUAUGACCUGUUCCAGUUCCAGGUGACCAACUCCUCGGGCCCAGAGUACAAGGUGGUGGGACAGUGGGCGGACACCCUUCAACUCAGGCUGGAGGAGCUUCAGUGGCCAGAUGGGGAGCAGGAGGUGCCCAACUCUGUGUGCAGUUUGCCUUGCAAAACCGGGGAGAGGAAGAAGAAAGUGAAGGGCAUGCCAUGCUGCUGGAUCUGUGAGCUAUGUGAUGGCUACCAGUACCAGUAUGACGAGACCUCCUGCAGAUUAUGCGCGUACUACAUGAGACCCAAUUCCAACAGAACAGCGUGCCAGCCCAUCCCCAUCAUAAAGCUGGAGUGGCACUCUCCUUGGGCAAUAAUCCCCGUCUUUCUGGCCAUGCUUGGAAUCAUCGCCACCAUCUUUGUGAUGGCGACAUUUGUGCGCUACAAUGACACCCCCAUAGUGCGGGCAUCUGGCAGAGAACUGAGCUACGUGCUGCUAACUGGCAUCUUCCUCUGUUACAUCAUCACCUUCCUCAUGAUCGCCAAGCCUGAUGUAGCUGUAUGCGCCUUCAGGAGGAUCUUCCUGGGCCUUGGCAUGUGCAUCAGCUACGCGGCCCUCCUCACCAAGACCAACCGGAUCUAUCGGAUCUUUGAGCAGGGCAAGCAGACAGUCACAGCCCCUCGCUUCAUCAGCCCAACCUCACAGAUUGCCAUCACCUCCAGCCUCAUCUCUGUGCAGCUUCUAGGGGUUCUGGUGUGGUUUGCCGUUGAUCCGCCGAACACAAUUGUUGACUACGACGAGCAAAAGACGAUAAACCCCAUGCUGGCUCGAGGAGUCCUUAAGUGUGACAUCACAGACCUGCAAAUAAUCUGCUCUUUAGGCUACAGCAUCUUGUUGAUGGUCACCUGCACCAUCUACGCUAUCAAGACCAGAGAUGUACCAGAAGACUUCAAUGAAGCCAAACCCAUCGGCUUCACCAUGUACACUACUUGCAUAGUAUGGCUGGCUUUCAUCCCAAUUUUCUUUGGCACAGCCCAGUCAGCGGAGAAGCUGUACAUUCAGACAACCACCCUGACCGUCUCCAUGAACCUCAGUGCCUCAGUCGCACUGGGCAUGCUCUACAUGCCCAAGGUGUACAUCAUUAUCUUCCACCCUGAGCUGAACGUGCAGAAGAGGAAGCGUAGCUUCAAGGCUGUGGUCACCGCUGCCACAAUGUCAUCCCGUCUGUCUCAGAAACCCAGUGAGAGACCCAACGGCGAGGCUAAGACUGAGCUGUGUGAGAACCCGGCUGCUGACCCCAUGAGUCAAGCCACAAAGAAAACUUAUGUGAGCUACAACAACCUCAGGAUCUGAUCUGCUUAGAAACACUUUGUCCUCUGUUUGUGAUCAGGAAAAAAAAAGCAAGAAAAGCUGUAGGAUCCGAGAAAGAAAGACAGACAGAGAGCGCAGGCAUCCCAGCACCACCUGCGGUACCUAUGCACUCCAGGACUGUGGAUAGCAUCCAACCUUCAUUCUGACAUGAUGCAUGAGUCCUAACAGAUACGAACAGAGCGGUGGGCCUGUGUGACUGUGUCGGCCCCUCAGAACCAAACCACAGGUUGUAAACUUGUGAUGUGGCCCUCUUCUCUUUGUCUGACGGAGAACGCAUUGCCUGCUGAAAAAUGGGGUCACUGUGAAAGAGGACAAACGCAUAAAAAUGGACCGUUGAUCUGCUUCAAGAAAUUUUCUUUUGAAAUGUCAUUAAAGCCAUAUUCUCUUGGGGUUUCCAUUAUCUGAUUUCUGUUUUGUAUUGUUUAAGUGAUUUUCUUCUGUGCCUCUUUUUUCUCUUGGAGUUGAUUUAAUUACCUUGAACAGCGAUCUCUGCCACACACAGCAUUUUGAUUUAUCAACUUCAACUCAACUCAGUCCCAGAUGAUUUUUACCGAGUGAUGGGCAUUGUGAGUAUAUUUUUUUUGUAAAUAUUUGAGAGUAUUUUCAUGUUUGAAGAGCACAGAAAUAGAUAUCCAGUCUUUGUUCAGUUGGAUUUGGAUGGUAACUAAAAAGCACCACAAAGUGUCCACUUUGCAUGUGCCAAUGUAUGUCUGUUCUAUUUGAUGUAAACUAAACAAACAAAAAAAAUCAUAAGAAAAAUAAAUUCAGAAAAUGAUGAUGAGCUUCUGCAUCCUUCUGCAUUUUUUUUUAUCUUUACCAGAUGUGAAUUUUGUUAGAUUUUGGAAUAUGGCUUUAAAGUGUAACUGGAAGCAUGUUUGUUUUACAUAGUUUUGUACUGGGUUUAUUUUGCCUAAUUAAAGUGUGGGAAACAGUCACAUCGGAGCAAUCAUGCAAGUAUGUUGUGAUGUCUGUCCAAUUACCAACAUGUAAUAAAAUCAUUUUGUUAUUGUUUAUACAAUCAUACUGGACAGCAUCAUAAUCUUUUUUAUGCAUGUGCAUAGUAGAGUCCCCCUGGACUUACUCUGCUGUGUGUUUUAGCUGGACAUCUUGCAAAAUGGUUUAAACUAGGGAAUGGAUAAGUACAAGCAGGAGCUGUGGUGUUUGUUUCUGAAAGGUGAUGGAUAUUCUACAUGCUGCUUGGCAGUCUCAGCUCACAGUGGGACAUAUUAGUGAGCUCACUGAGCAGAAACGAAACCUGAUGAGAAGAGGUUCUCCAGCACAAUCUUUUUACCCAUAUUGUCUUCUUGCAUCUUCAUCUGUCUUUAUCAAAUGUUCUUCUUUAAGGUAUCACCACCAAUCACCCAUGGUGACUUGAAAACCCCUCAAUCUUUUUCCAGAUUUUGUCAUAUCAGACACAAACUCUGUAUUUGUUUUUUGGGACAUUAUGUGAUAGACCAACAAGUACAAAUCUGUGAAGUGGAAGGAAAGUGAUUCAUGGUUUUCACGAUGUUUUGCAAGAAAAAAACUCAGAAAAAAGCAAUCUCCUGGAUGCAAUUCCACCUGCAAGUCUUUUUUUGUUUCAUGUCACUUUAACAUUGUCUAUUCUUUUAAAUACAGCAAUUCCAUCCAUAUUUUGCUAAUACAUACUUAUUUUUGAUUAAAACUGACUGGCUUCCAUGCUCCUGCAUCCCCUCAGCAUUAUGCUACCACCACUAUGUUUGGGGAUGCUGUUUUCAGUAUUUUUUUGCCAAUCAUAACAUUUUGCUUGUCAGCCAGAGAGUUAUGGUCUCCUUUGACCAAUACAUGCUUUUCUCAGUGUUUUCCAUUUCCUGUGUCAAACAGCAAAUUGAGUUUUGAAGGUUUUCUGUCAACAUCAGAACUAUUAGCUGCAUCGAUGGAUGUUGCUCCUCCACAGUUAUAAUGUGCUAUGUGGUCAUGUUUCUAAAUAAACCUCUGCUUGCAUGUCAGUUCUGGGGGGACAGUCGUGGGUUUUCAGUUUGUGCCAUACAUUUUCCAUUUUCAACAAAUGGAUUGAAAUUUUGCUCUGUGAAAUUUUAUAAAAUACCAGGAUAAAUCUUUUAUUUUCUACUCUUUUAAACUCCUCUGCAAUUGUAUCCCUGAUACAAUUGCAUCUUGUCCUUGGUCUUUAUGUUGCAUUUUGGUCCCUUGUGUUCUCUGAGGCCUUCACUUAACAGAUGGAUUUAUUCUGAGAUUAAGCUACACACAGGUGGAUUGUAUUAUUUACUAAUUAGAUGAACAUCUUGGAAACCAUAUAUCCUCUCCCUCCUAUUUCCCAGUUAUACAUUAUACUUUAUGUCGCUUUAUCACAUAAAAUCCCAAUAACAUACAUUGGUAACUGUGAUUGUAACAUGAAUAACUGUGGAAAAUAUAAAAGCAUCUGACUACUUU
Molecule: messenger RNA, 6112 nt
Organism: Xiphophorus couchianus (Monterrey platyfish)
Lineage: Eukaryota; Metazoa; Chordata; Actinopteri; Cyprinodontiformes; Poeciliidae
Product: metabotropic glutamate receptor 7-like
Exons: 10
Coding region: 971-3685 (904 amino acids)
Biological process (GO): G protein-coupled receptor signaling pathway
Cellular component (GO): membrane
Molecular function (GO): G protein-coupled receptor activity
Source: RefSeq, a predicted model, not a curated record